AUGUCUACAUAUGAAAAUUUAUCUGAAGUUGAAGAAAUUUUGUCUGAAGUUGAAGCAUUUGAAGAAAUUCAUGAUUCUGACAUAUUUCAGAGUUUUGUUGAGGAGAAUGAAGAAUUUGAGGAUGAUUAUGAUGAGGAAAUUGAUGGUGGUUACAAUGAAGAAAUUGAGUGUGAUAAAGAAUUUAAUGAUUUUGAGGAAGACAAUGAAAUAUCAAUUGGUGAUGACAGCAAUGAUGACUAUUUCCCACAAUGUUCUUUAAUGAUUUUUGAUUCAGAAAAAGGAUGUAGCAUGCCUUGCACUCAAAAUAGUUAUAGAAGGCUACAACAAUGCAUUGGGGUAUGGGAAAUUAAUAAAGUUAGUGUCAAGGAUGCAGAUAAGGAGUUAGGAAAACUUGGAGUUUGUAAAUAUCAUUUUAACUUAGAUCAAACUCCCUCAUAUCAUCCUAGUGGAUCAAAACAGGAAAAAUUAGUUAAUCAAGCAAAAAUGCUAUCAAAGAGAUGUUUAUUCUGCCACAAGAUUUUUAAUAUUUAUUCAAGAGGCAAUUAUUGUAAUAAACAUUCUUGGCAAAUAAGUGAUAGGAAGCUCUUAAUAUCAUGCAUUUGUCAAUUUACAUGUCCAUCUACAAUUAAUGAAAUUUUAAACAAAAAAUCCAACAAUAUUGCUAAUGCUCUCCCUAGAUAUAUUUGUCAAGAUUGUUGUUAUAAAAAAGGAUGUCAUAUUUAUAAUCCACCAGAUGUUGCAAACUCAGGCAAUUUUGAAGAAAAACAAAAGUUAUUAUCCAACAUUUUGCCUUCUUUAGUAGCACAUUGGAAUAAUAAUGAAACUCCUCAAAAACCCUGUCAAGAGACCCCUUCACAUUUGCCAAGCCCAUUUUUAAUCAAUACAAUUUUGCAAGUAAAAGGUGCUGAUAAAUUACAUGAAAAUCAAAAGGGUAAUUUAAAUCCAGAUCAAUCUUUUAAUUAUGGAGAAUCUCUAGGCAAUUUUAUAUUAAAAAGUAGAAAACAUAUUAAUGAGCAUCAACAGCAACUUGCUAAGCCAAAUUCAUUGAUAGAAUAUUACCAAGCAAUUCCAAAAGUGAUUACUAUGUUUUUUGAUGGUUUUAUUGGAGUAAUAUUAAAACAUCAUCAUGAGUUGAGGAAAUAUAAAAGAAAAUAUUACAAUUUAAAAACAAAGAUUGAUGAUACAGAACAAGAUCCAAUGCAAUUAAUUAAAAUCACUACCUUUUUAUCAUCUAUUUUGAUAUUACAUUCACUUCAUGUAAUAUCACAUACUGAAGAUCAUGAACGUCGUUUGGAAAUAAAAAGAAUGGAAAAGGUUGAUCCUAAAUCUAGAAUUAUAAGUGGUCCUAAUAUUUGGCCAUUAGUGGUCAUUGAUAAUUUAGAUACAAAACAAAAAACCUUCAAGCAUAAUAAUUAUUGUAAUGAUGGAAGAACAUCAUUCCAUGUUGUACUUAGAAUGUGCUUUUUUUUUACUCUUCCUUCACCUAUUCAUGAAAUUGUUGAUUCCAAAAAAAAAAAUUCAGGGAAAUACAAAGCAAAUUCACUUAAAGAACCAUUGUGGAAAUUAACAACAGAUUUAUUAGAUCUGUUUGAAAAUUUUGAUCCAAAUAUGACUCAUCAUUUAAUUGAAAAGGCACCUGAGUUAACAACUGAUGGUUUUAAUUCACUUUUCAAUAGUUAUGAUAUUGGUAAAAGAAGGAUAGAAACCCUAUUGGACCAAGAAGUUUAUGGAACUGAAGAGAUAAAUACAAUUGGUCAUAGAUCAACAAAUGUAAAAAUAUAUAAAUAUGAAAAACUUGUUGAAAUUUACUCAAGAAAAAAAGGAAAAGAAAAGGCCACCAAUUUAGAAGAAAUUGAAGAAAUUGAAGAUCCUUCUAACAAUAAUCCUAUUGAUAUUUCUGUUCCAAUUGAAGAAGGUGAAAGUAGUAAUAAUAAUAAGAGACGAAAAACAACAGAAUAUGAGCAUUCCAUCCUGGAUCCUCUUGUUGAAAUGGAUACUAAACCAACCAAGGAUCAAAUUAACAAAGCAGUUGAGAAAACACAAUGGGAGAAAAAAAGAGUUCAAGAUUUUGUUAAUAAAAGGAGGAAAAAAAAAGAAACCCAACAACAAUAA
Molecule: messenger RNA, 2112 nt
Organism: Entrophospora candida
Lineage: Eukaryota; Fungi; Glomeromycota; Glomeromycetes; Entrophosporales; Entrophosporaceae
Source: the annotation of a GenBank genome assembly